UGACAUCACUACAAACGUCUGGUUAGAGAGCAAACCGCUUCAUCGGAGUGGACCGGGCAGGCAGCCGGGAGGAAGCUGGUGCUGGUGACCCGGGGUUUUCUACAGACCUCACUGUGCGUCCGUUCUCUUCUUUUCCCUUUGCGGGGUGUUUUUGUUUGGUUUGUUUCUUCAAAUUCUUGCCGUGUUGGAAGUAGCCUCAUCCGUCACUCCGACUGGGACUGUCACGAGUAGUGGAUUAAGAGGACGCUCGGCCUGGGGCACUCUACACUGUCAUCCCGUUCCCUCCCUCGGAGAUAAAAGAUUCCAGCUUCAUGGGCAAACGCCUGGACCAGCCACAAAUGUACCCCCAGUACACCUACUACUACCCUCAUUAUCUCCAAACCAAGCAGUCCUAUGCACCAGCUCCCCACCCCAUGGCUCCUCCCAGCCCCAGCACAAACAGCAGCAGCAACAACAGCAGCAGCAACAGCAGUGGGGAACAGUUGAGUAAAACAAACCUGUACAUUCGAGGCCUUCCACCAGGGACCACUGACCAGGACCUCAUCAAACUGUGCCAACCGUAUGGAAAAAUUGUAUCCACAAAGGCAAUUCUUGACAAAAACACAAAUCAAUGUAAAGGUUAUGGAUUUGUAGAUUUUGACAGUCCUGCAGCAGCCCAGAAAGCUGUAGCCUCCCUCAAAGCAAAUGGUGUGCAGGCUCAAAUGGCCAAGCAACAAGAGCAAGACCCAACAAAUCUCUACAUCUCAAACCUCCCCAUUUCUAUGGAUGAGCAGGAGCUUGAGAAUAUGCUGAAACCCUUUGGACAUGUCAUUUCCACAAGAAUCCUUAGAGAUGCUAAUGGGGUCAGCAGAGGAGUCGGUUUUGCCAGGAUGGAGUCUACUGAAAAAUGUGAAGUGGUAAUUCAACAUUUUAAUGGAAAAUACCUGAAAACACCACCAGGCAUCCCAGCUCCAAGUGAGCCUUUGCUGUGCAAAUUCGCUGAUGGAGGACAAAAGAAAAGACAGAAUCAAAGCAAAUACACCCAGAAUGGAAGGCCAUGGCCCAGAGAAGGAGAGGCUGGCAUGGCUCUGACCUAUGACCCUACAGCUGCCAUACAGAAUGGAUUUUAUUCUUCACCGUACAGUAUUGCAACCAACCGCAUGAUUCCACAGACAUCUAUCACGCCAUUCAUUGCCGCCUCCCCUGUCUCCACAUACCAGGUCCAGAGUACUUCAUGGACGCCUCAUCCGUCAUACGUUAUGCAACCAACAGGUGCUGUGAUUACGCCGACCAUGGACCACCCUAUGUCAAUGCAGCCAACAAGCAUGAUGGGUCCCCUGACACAGCAGAUGAAUCAGCUUUCCCUGGGCGCUACAGGAACGAUUCAAUCCCAAGACAGGAUUAUGAUACUCCACCAGCUGUUGUGUCAGUAUAUGACUGCUGCUGCUCCUAUGCAGGGGACCUACAUUCCCCAGUACACGCCUGUGCCUCCGACAGCUGUUUCUAUUGAAGGUGUUGUUGCUGAUACCUCUCCCCAGACAGUGGCACCUUCCUCCCAGGACACCAGUGGUCAGCAGCAACAAAUAACAGUGGAUGCACCCAAUGAGCACGCACCUGCAUAUUCCUACCAACAGUCUAAGUAA
Dipodomys ordii (Ord's kangaroo rat) is the source of this 1622-nucleotide messenger RNA. It is a transcript of the gene Rbms3, whose product is annotated as RNA binding motif, single stranded interacting protein 3. The coding region runs from base 312 to 1622 and encodes 436 amino acids. The transcript is spliced from 14 exons. Gene Ontology annotation, cellular component: cytosol; ribonucleoprotein complex; nucleus. The record is from RefSeq and is a predicted model, not a curated record. Gene Ontology annotation, molecular function: mRNA 3'-UTR binding; poly(A) binding; poly(U) RNA binding. Lineage: Eukaryota; Metazoa; Chordata; Mammalia; Rodentia; Heteromyidae.